AUGAGCCAGGCAGCAACCUACGAAGACCGCUUCAACCCAGACAAUGCCGUCAAAGCCUGCAGAACCGCCAAAGCUGCUGACUACAUAGAGCGACUCGGUCUUGUGACCGACAACGAUCUUCGUAAAGGCUCUGGCGCGAUCCCAGUGUUCAGGAGCCACGACAUUGUCCAUGAAUUCUACGAAAAGACGAAUUUGAAGGUCGCCGAGAUUGCCAGCAACAAAUCGACGGAUGACCUGCAGCGGGCUUUGGGCUACGCGUUCUGGCGAGAAGAGACGGCAAAGCCAUUCCUAGACGAGUACGGGGAUAAGAUCUGGGGUGCUGAUAGAAGGCAUCUGAGGGCAGACGAGUCGAAACUGUACCCCAAGCAGUUAUACAUAACAGAGGACGCAGAUAAAAUUGAACUCUGGAUCAUUUGCUGGAUCGGCCAACGGGCGUUUGGAAAGAUCAAGAGGGACGCAAAAGAGCCCACCGCGAUGAAACGAACGACAGUACCGACACGCACGCCUGGAAGCUCAGCUUCAAAGGUGUUUAAUCGAAACUCACGCAACUUUGAUCUCUCACCAGAGCCUUCCCUACCAAGUCCCAAUACCACGCCUACGGCACGUAAUGGAAAUAACAACAAAAGACCAUAUAAUCGCAAGAAAAUUGACACAAGUCGAGCAAAUGAUCAGUCCGAGGUCUCUGACAGUGGUACGCUCUUCGUCACACCGAGUCCUAGAGCUGCAAGACGUCCACCUCAGACGGCGACCAUAGGGAGAAUGACGCCAGAAGACACGCCGAGGGCACAGAGAUCGGAAGGAAACCCCAGAACCUCGACUAUGGACGACGAUACAGACAUCUAUGCCCCACCUAUCCCGCGCGACGUUGAUCUAGACUCGUCAUCCGAUUACAACCCUGGAGCAGCGGUUUCUAGGCUUGCCAAACGAAAACGUAUGGGCGUUCACAAUUCUCCAAAUAAGACGCUGAGAUCGCAGCAUCCAGGCAGACUGGUUACAUCUCCUUUACCGAGGCCUCGACCACUAUGUGAGGAAGAUUUUCAGUCAAUUUCCGAUUCUUCUCCUGAGAGUAUCAUCGCUGUUAGUAGCUUGAUGCCAACAGUAUCGACGCAAGGUACAGUUACAUCACCUGAACCGACGACAGCAGUGAAUGCUGAAGGUCGUGUAUCAAACACGACAUCGAAUCUUAAAAGUCCUGCCGCAAACACAGCUAUGGAUCACGAAGAACCUUCGUCAAGCACGGCAAUAACUCACCAAGUACCUUCAUCAAGCGCAUUAACAACCAAUUCAGAACACGCCACAAAGAGCGUCAAAACCCCUCCACCAACCACAACCAACAGCACCGUUACCAGUAACCAAAACGUACCUAAAAGUCCCUGGAAUGAUGGAUCGAACGCAGCAUCGCGCCCCAACGUAGCUGGAUCGAACGUAGAAGUGGCUGUCAUGUACCCUAAGACUUCAACGACGUCUAAGCCGGCAGACGUCACGACUUCUCCUGGUUAUGUAACGCCUCCUAUUAGUACAACUCCUCCUAGUACAACUCCUCCCAGUACAACUCCUCCUAGUACAACUCCUCCUAGUACAACUACUCGUAGUACAACUCCUCCCGCACGCGUGAUACUUCCCGCUCGUGCAUCUCUUCCUAGAAACGCAACUUUCCCCUCACCUCUCCCACCACCGUCUAACGAAGAGUCCCGCCCUCACAAUCAUGUCUCCCCAUCUACCAUAAACCCACCACAGCCACUAGGCGUCUUACCAGUCCGCCAACCGCCGUCCCCGUCCUUACCCUCAGACAUCACCAUCAAAGCCGCCCGAGCCCACCUCAUGCUCUUCCUCGUCGACCUAGGCGAAGACCAACAACACAGCACGACCAACUGCAUCCACCUCAGCACCCUCGUCUCCCUCCUCCACGCCCACGACGCCCCCUUCCCACCCGAGCAUUACCCCGCGCCCUCCAUCGCCGCGCUCGACAAGUUCCGCCGCACGCUCGCCCUCUUCGCAGACUUCCAGCGCGCGACCGGCUACUUCGGCACGCGCGCCGGCUGGCUGGAACACCGCGACGGACUGUCGGCUGCAGAGCAGCGCGCCGGCAAGUCGGCCAUGGCGAGGUUCAGAGUCGCGCUGGCGGAUAGCGUCGCGCUGCUGCCGCCUGCUGCCGGGGACGACGACGUGAGGGGGUUUAGCGAGGCGCUGGAGGAUGCGUUGAUCAAGCUGUCGGCGUCGGAGGAGUUCCAUCGGAAGGGAGAGUUCGUCGAGGACUUGACGGCGCUGUAUGGGAGGUUGCUUACUUGGUUGGCAUGA
This is a messenger RNA of Aaosphaeria arxii CBS 175.79, 2298 nucleotides long. RefSeq lists its product as uncharacterized. The coding region runs from base 1 to 2298 and encodes 765 amino acids. Lineage: Eukaryota; Fungi; Ascomycota; Dothideomycetes; Pleosporales. The transcript is spliced from 2 exons. The record is from RefSeq and is a predicted model, not a curated record.